This is a messenger RNA of Durio zibethinus, 1172 nucleotides long. RefSeq lists its product as uncharacterized. NCBI's taxonomy places the organism in Eukaryota, Viridiplantae, Streptophyta, Magnoliopsida, Malvales, Malvaceae. The record is from RefSeq and is a predicted model, not a curated record.
AAAAGGAAAAAGAAAUAAAAUAGGGCGAGAAAGCAGAGAGAAGUGAGCGGCUUCAUAAAAUAAAAAGCGCCGUAUUUGAUUUUGUUGAGAGAGCAGUGAGCGGCUUCAGAAAUCUAGUGUGCUGCAACCUUUUUCAUUCGAAGGCAUUGUUUUUUUGAAGUAAUUUUACAUUUGUCCGCAGAUCUUACCGAGAAAGUAAUGGAAAUAAAAGGGAAGACGGAGAAUACGGAGAAAGAUUUUGUGUUGCAAUGGGGAAACAGAAAGAGGCUUAGAUGUUUUAAUAAACUAAAAAAAGAGCACCGUUUUGGCAACGGCAGCAGCAGCAGGUCAACAACAUCAGAGUCUUUACCUUUGCCAAAGAUGGAGAUGGCUUCACCUGUUGCCAAUCGUCUCAACAGAUCCGGAAUUUCUUUUGACUGGAAUUCCGAUUUGGCAACAAAUAAGCAAAGAUCGGCAUUGACAUCGCCAGCCAAGGAAGAUAGGUAUUAUGCAACAAGGGGAUCGGGUUCCUUAGGAUUGGAUGAUAAUACAAAAGUUUUGAUGGAUCAACGGGUGAAGGAAGAUACAGGGAUUGUAUGGCCGAGAUUGUUCACCACAUUAUCUAGUAAAGAAAAGGAACAAGAUUUCAUGGCUAUGAAGGGAUGUAAGCUUCCUCAAAGGCCAAAGAAAAGGGCAAAGUUGAUCCAAAGAAGCAUUUUCUUGGUAAGCCCUGGGACAUGGCUAUCAGACCUGUGCCAAGAGAGGUAUCAAGUCAGGGAGAAGAAAACUUCAAAGAAGAAACCAAGAGGACUGAAGGCUAUGGGAACUAUGGAAAGUGAUUCAGAAAGAGUUGAUACAGAGGAAUGAAUGAAACUCUGUCGCUUUUGGUCGCUUGGAGAGACAAUUAGAGAUUCAGCUUUUGCCCAUAUUUUAUUUUAUUUUGUUGAUACCACUGAUGAAAAACAUUUCGAAUUAAUUUCAACCUUACAGUUCCAAAAUCAUAGAUCCUAUACCCAACAAAUGAAGAAAAAACGAUGGGUAAUCUAAGUGAAUGCCAUACCAAUCCAGAACAUCUGAAUUUUCAAUACCUUGUUCUGGAUAGGUCGGAAAUCUUUGUUCAGAGAUUAGGUUGACACAUGCACAUGUGGAUUGCAAUGUAACACACUCAAUUUACGUUAAAUCAUUCUUCCAAG